Penicillium longicatenatum is the source of this 1131-nucleotide messenger RNA. RefSeq lists its product as uncharacterized. NCBI's taxonomy places the organism in Eukaryota, Fungi, Ascomycota, Eurotiomycetes, Eurotiales, Aspergillaceae. The transcript is spliced from 2 exons. The record is from RefSeq and is a predicted model, not a curated record. Bases 1 to 1131 code for a protein of 376 amino acids.
AUGAGAGCCAUUUUGUUUUCGCUGAGUGCGUUCGCAUUCUAUGCGAUCUUCUAUUUUUCACAAGUCAAUGGGCUCAAUGAGCUUGGCCUUAAAUCUGUGGCUUCAGGAAAGCUUCCUGGUCUCAAUGAGCCCCUGCGCACCGUGUAUACUGGGGUUGAGCCCGUCGAUCGCAUCCUGACUGUGCUCACCACGUUCUUCUAUCCUGUUCUUGACGGCCAAAGCUCAGCGCUUCUGCUGCAUGGCAUCGGGUUUUCUGGCACAUUUGGGGCAGCAUGGACUCUGGUGGUACUGGAAUCUUGGCGAAAAGGCAAUGCUGGUACAGUCGCGGCAUAUCCUGCGAUUUUUGGUCUAGCAGCACAAGUUCUGACCUUCGCUUUCGCAACCCCUUUGAUAUGUGCCCUGCAACUGGGAUGCUCAGUUACGGCGCGCCACCCCCACGCGGAUAAUAUUCGUGUUCCUCGUGUCGUGCUAGCUGUUAUUCCGGCUGUCUUUGUGAUCGGCUUCCUUGUGCCGACUAACUUGAUGAUUCUCCCCGCGCCGGACGUGAUCUCUGUGGACUGGAAGCAGAUAGCUAUCGCUGCGUGGCACCCUUGGCCUGUAUAUGUGUCCAUCCUCACAACUGCAGCCUAUUAUGUCCUCGGCCCAUUCUUCACGAACAACCAUCGGGCGUCCAUGUCAGGCUUGCGGUGGGUCUAUGCGUCCGCGUUCAUCCAUGCUGGAGUCAGCCACCUCGUCACGCUGGUCAUUUCCGUUGCCACAGUCUUGGCUCCUGCUCUGUUUGACACCCGCUUCGUUGAUGCGCUUCACCCGUCUAAGGUGUACUCUUUCCCCGUUCCAUGGUCUGGGAUGCAGGUUGAUACAGUGGCCGAUGGCGUGCAUGUGUUCUUGCGCUGGGAUUAUAUGAUCGGAUCGGCGGGCAUUCUGCUGUGGGCCUUGAAAUUGCAUACUGUCGCUCACAAGCAGAUCUUGAGCUCCAUCUCUUGGACGAGUCUUUUCUUCAAAAUCGGCUUGUUGACGGCUCUUACAGGUCCAGCUGGUGCAGCGGUGGAGUUGAUGUGGGAGCGCGACGAGUUGGUCUUCAAUGAGACUGGCUCAGGGCAGCAAGUUUCGAAGGCCAAAAAGUCCUCCUAG